UAUGUAUUUUUUGGUCACCCGCACUCUUUGUUUUGCGUUUAUCACCAAUCAACAGCAAAAAGGAGUAGUUUAUGUGGGCAGAAUAUAAGAUAUAUUACAUUGAAACACAACGUUGACUGAUUAGAAAUAUUAUAAAUGAACAAAAAGAGUCAAUACAAUUGUUGAAAUGCCCACUAGAAGCGCACAGGAAGAAUACCCAACUUGGAUUGGUUUUGUGUUUGUGUUCAACCUCAUCGUCGGAACUGGUGCUCUAACGCUUCCAUCUGCCUUCAGCCACGCAGGAUGGCUGCUGGGAACGGUGCUGAUUGUGGUGCUCGCCUUUGCGAGCUACGUAACGGUAACUUUUGUGAUCGAAACGAUGGCCUGUGCCAACGCCAUCCAGAACUGGAAGCGACUACAGUUCAUCAAGCGGGAUCGUGUCAUCGAACACGACGAGGAUAGUAACGUGGAAAUGAUGACGGAGCCGCUGCUGCUGGAUGGAAACGGCGCGAUAGAUGAUCAGCUAACGGAUGCAGGUAUCGAACAAACCCCGCUCAAUAUCAUGUACUCCCGGAAUCAGUAUUACAGCCUAUCGUCGAAGAUUGAACUGGGGGAAAUGGCUAAUCUGUUCUUUGGUGGCGUGGGGAGAUUUUUGUUUUACUUUUGCUUGGCAGUGUAUCUGUAUGGGGAUUUGAGCAUCUAUUCGGCGGCUGUUGCAAAAAGUUUGAGAGAUGUUAUUUGCGCUCACAAUCAUUCUAUGAAUGCAACUGACAGCGAUGAUGUGACUACUCGUUGCUGGGAAGACAGCAUCCUUUCCCGAUUUGACAUCUACCGGCUGUGUUUGGUUUUGUUUACCGGCAUCCUGGGGCCAUUUGUCUUUUUUAACGUGCAGAAAACCAAAUACCUACAACUGGUGACGGUUCUGUUCCGAUGGCUGGCAUUUUCGGUAAUGAUCAGCAUAGCUAUUCAUCGACUGUUCGCACAACAAUCGGAUCCACCGAUAGUGCCCAAGCGGGCUGAUAUCAACGGGAUUCCAUACCUGAUUGGCACCUGUAUUUAUUCGUUUAUGUGUCACCACUCGUUGCCCAGUUUACUGACACCGAUCGCCAACAAGCAGAAAGUCAAGUCACUAAUAUCAAUGGAUUAUUUCCUAAUAUGCGCGUUCUAUCUGUCACUGGCCCUAACUGGCAUAUUUGCCUUCAGCGACAUCAAAGAUUUGUACACGCUGAAUUUUGUCCCGAACUCGGACCAGGACAGCGGUUUCUUGAAAGCAAUCGAAUACUUCCUGGCGCUGUUUCCGGUGUUCACAUUGUCAACCAGCUUCCCGAUAAUUGCCAUAACACUGCGCAGCAAUCUGCAGACGCUGUUCCUCGACACGAAUCAGUUGGAUUCGUAUAAUUUUUUCCUGCGUCGUGUGUUCUUCCCGCUACUGGCGAUUCUACCGUCCAUCACGGUCUGUUUUUUCACCGAAAGUGUUAUUUCGCUGGUUGGGUUUACCGGGUGCUACGCCGGAACCGGGAUACAGUAUUUGAUUCCAAUAUUUCUAGUUUUCCGGGCAAGACAAACCUGCGAGAGUAUGAUCGGUCGUGGAAUCGUAAACGACUUUCGUAGUCCCUUCAAGGGAAAUCUGUGGUUGUUUCUGGUAUUUGGCUGGACCGUGACCUGUCUGGUGCUGGUGACAAUCGAUCUGAUAAAGUAGGGUGAGUGUCUUUGAUGGGAGGAAGCUACGCCGGUAAAGUUGAACAUCUCCGGCUAAUCGGAUCUCUUACAGCAGACAAAUGCACACGAUAGGAUGGUAUUGCCGUCUAGAACACGUACGAGACUGAACAUUGGAGCAACCGAUUUCUGAAGUUAUUUUCUCCAAAUAUUAGUUUUAGGAUUGGGAGAUAAUUGUGCAAGGGGGAUAUCAGCGUAUGUGAUUGAGGUUAUGAUGACAGUCGCGUUUUGUGUUUUUAUCCCAGACUUCCACAAACAAAGUUUGCCUCAAGUUUUUUUUUAUCGUUUUCUACGGAAAUUCCGUAUCCUGUUUAACCGGAAAUAAAUCAGGGUAUGGGAGGUUAUAAUUUUGACAGCACAUAUUUCAAAAUUAUCCAUCAAUGAACAGAAAGAGAAUCAAACUAUUUUACAAUAUUUACUAGAUGGCAAGAGUAAUGAACGUCGACAAACUUUGAAUCAAAAAAUGACUGUAGAUCAAGUGUCGUUUGCUAACGGUGUAGAUUUAGGUCGUAAACUCUAAUGAAAUAGCUGCAAUCGUGUAGAAACGCGACUCCAGAAAUAAAUCAAUGAUUUGCAACCAUUAAAUAA
Messenger RNA from Topomyia yanbarensis, 2283 nucleotides. Its product is annotated as transmembrane protein 104 homolog. The record is from RefSeq and is a predicted model, not a curated record. The coding region runs from base 167 to 1678 and encodes 503 amino acids. NCBI's taxonomy places the organism in Eukaryota, Metazoa, Arthropoda, Insecta, Diptera, Culicidae. The transcript is spliced from 3 exons.